CUGGCGCCACCUUCACCACGAAGUCUCCGACCCUCUUAACCGCCAUCCCCGACGCCGACAUGGAAAGAAUCGUAGCGCAGCUCCAUUCUGUGGCUCAACGAUUCCGCGUCGAGCCCAACCCAGAUCUGUAGUUUUAGGGAUGCGAGUCAUAUCGGUUUGGUGCGCUUCUGGACGAUUGUCGCUGUUAACCUUGUUGCGGAGAGACCACCCGUCUGAGCAGACGACGAAUCGGGUCAUUGCCCUUUUAGGUUUUUGAAGCUGGAAAUUGUCGUUCUUAGAUUGAUUGCGAGGUUUGACGCCGAUCUCGUGUUUACUCUUGACUGCUCUUACACCUAUACGCGGUUGUUUUCUCUCUCAUUGCCGCCUCAAGGGGAGUCUGGAUCAUCCUCCAUGUGUUUGUGUGUGUGCUCAUUGUUGCACUUGGAGUUUUGACGCUAGUGAAUACCGUGACUUGAGAGUGCUUCCCGCUUUCUCUCCCCUCGCUGACAUUACUCAAUCGUUUUCACGGCUUUGUGAAGAUCUGACGGGGGUACGUGGAGGAGGGAGCAGUCCUAGAGUGCCUUGCUUCUGCCAAGUAGUCAUUAAAUUUAAUCAUCAAGAGGUUUAUGUUGUUUCAUUCUAAAUGAUGAGCUGAUGAUAAGAAAGCGCCAUUAUCUUACCCAUACCUGAGUUAUCAGGAGACGCAGCCUAGUCGUGACAAGCCUUUGCUGUUGAGGGUGGGUUCAGAUGGCACCUCAGAGGAAGAGGAAGGUUGCUCAGGCUUGCUCCGUUCUAAAGACGCUUUUCAUAGGUAACUGCAUAGUCGAAUUCCCUAGCGAUGCGGAUCAGGAGUACAUAGCCGACAAGCUCUGUCUGCAACUCCAUCAUCCUGCCUCAAUAACAAUAAGCGUUGAUAACCAGAAGCCUCAAGCGUUUGAGAAGCCAAACCCUGUUCUUCUAGAACAAGUUUUGCCUCAGGGUCCUUUGUUUCAAGUGAUUAAUCCAAAAAGCCCCGAUUCAGCCGACUACUCGCUCCUUGAGAUUGCGACGAUGUUAUAUAAAAAGGAGCUGCCCGCAAUGAGCUUUGCAGCUGGUACUGGGAAAGAAUCUGAUUUUCUUAGGAACUGUACAACGAGCGGAAAGUAUUGCACUUUGCUGAUGAAGAAGCCAGGUGUCUUCCCUGCCGAUACUGAGGUUAUCGUAGGGGCUAUUACGUACCAAAUUCUGCCUACCAAUACUCAAUAUGCUGAAAUUCCACUGGCUGCUGUAGACCAAAUUUACCAGCGCCAGGGCUUUGGGAAGUUGCUAGUUAAAGAGCUAGCAAGGAGGUUAGCGGAUGUGGGUGUGCUAACCUUGUUUUGCUGGGGAGAUCAAGAGUCUGGGCAUUUCUGGAACAAAAUGGGUUUCGUGAAGAUUGCUGCCGUCGAUCCCCAGGGCAAGCCCCAGAAACUUCGUCUGAAAAAUGAAAUUCGGAAAGCAAUGUCUCUUCCUGGAAACUCAGCCCUCAUGGUUUGUAACUUGCACGCUGCGAGUGCGGACGCUAUGCCAGUCAGUUUCGGUGAGAUAACUCCUCACCGGAACUCUGACAAAAUUAAUGCAAACCAUAUGAUUGAGACCGAGACCAAGACCAAGACUGCGUCUGACAGGACGCAGAUGGAAGUUCAACAAUCUCCCAUUGCUUGCAGUGAAGUCUCAGAUCCGUAUUCCCUUGGAGAUACCCUUCCCAAGGUGCCGCUUAGCUCAGAUGUGACUUCACAACAAGCUGCAAGCUUACCAUGUAGUUCAGAAUUUAACAGUGCAGAAUGUCAGGUUAAGUCCUACUCCAAAGGAUCCAGUUGUAAAGUUUCCGUGAUGACCGAUCAUGUGUCUGAUUGUAAAUUCUCUUCGUUAAAGUUCAGCCGCACUCUCCGUUUUACAGGAUGUGACAUAGUGGAAGCAUCUGAGAAAGGCACCUGUGAAAAUACACCUGUACUUCCCUCAGAUAAGUUAGCUGUGACCCAAGAACAUAAGAGCCCAGGAUUUAUCUUUGUUAACCCAACUACCGAGACUAAUGAGAAGAUUCUUUCGACAUCCCCAAGUAACCCCGUUUUGCAUAGGAAUGAUAAAUUAAGAGAGCCCUUGAGGAAUGUGGAGAAUACUUCUGCGUACAAUUCCGUGCCUCUUGCGCAACAUCAGUCCUCGGACGCGACACCAGAGGUGUGUCUGGAUCAGGAGAACGAUGAUCUGGUCAAGGAAAAAGUCUUAGAAACUGAGCCUCCUAAAUCUCGUCUCAAAAGACCUCGAGCAAAACCACUAACAUCAAAAAAAAUAGGUAGAAAGUCAGUGCGGAGGGAAAGUAGCGAUAGUCCGACCAGGAUUGAUCCGGUAUUAGAAAUGCCUGAACCAUCAGCUUCUGAACCAACUCUGAGUUCAUCCCCAGUAAAGAAGGCAGUCAGACAGUCAAUGCGGAGGCAAAGUGGCGGUGAUCCAGCGAGGGUGAAUCCAGUUAUAGAAACGCUCCAGGCUUCAGCUCCAAAACCGAGUUCGAAUCCUCCACCAGCAAAGAAGGCAGCUAGACAGUCAGUUCGGAGGCAAAGUAAUGGUAUUCCAGGUGGGGUGAAUCCAGUUAAUGGAUUGCCUGAACCAUCAGUCCGUCAGUCAAGUUCUGAACAACUUUCAGCUGCUCAAAAUACUGAAAUUGUCAACGACUGUUCUGGUCUAAACCAUGAGUCUGUCUCGGACACUCGAGAUGCUAGAAGUGUAGAUUGUCUGCGAUCCGCGACAGAUGACUGCGUUACGCCCGUAGGUGCAGAUGAUAGACGUUUGAAAUCAACGUCGAAGAAACAAGACAAGGAUGUCACGAUUCGGAAGCGGUUGUCCUCUCGACCAGUUAAUAUUCCUGAAGUCAGAGUAGGAUUACCGCUGGCCUUAGGUUAUGCUAAAGACUCUGCGACGUGUUCCACACCAGUUGUUUUUCUUGCGAAUAUGCCAAACGAUCCGAAGAAGAGAGCAUUAAUACAGUUGGUGGAAAAACUUGGAGGGAAAGUGACAAGCGAUGGAGGUCAAUGUACACACGUUAUUGCCAGUGAAGUGAGAAGGACUUUAAAUUUUUGCACGGCCCUUUGCAGGGGGGCAUGGGUUGUUACGCCAGAAUGGUUGAAGUCAAGCAAUAAGCACAAAUCCUUCGUUGAUGAGAAGGAAUACCUGCUAAGGGACAAGGAAUAUGAAUCGAAAUACAAAGCUCCUCUGACGAAUGCUAUCCAAAUAGCGCAGCACAAAUCUUGCUCUUUGUUUGCUGGAUUCUACAUAUACCCGACGCCACAUGUGCAGCCUCCUUUGGACACCAUAGUUAAGCUAAGUGAAGCAGCAGGAGGAAAGGUUUUGAAAAGCUUAGAUGAAGCAUUGCAACAGAACUAUGUGUCGCACAGCAUCGUUCUAGGUGGAGAGGAGGACAAGAGUGAAGUUGAAAACGCUGCAAAAGCAGGACUGCGAACUUUCACUGGCGAGUGGUUCAUGCAAGCCAUUGUGAAGCAGAAGAUAGACUUGGAUACAAAUAUAUUACAGUAGCUAUGUAUUUAUUUUGCACCUUAAUCCUGUACAGAAAUUCAUGCAUCCAAGUAGCUCAUUUAGAUUGAUUCUAUUUGUUAGAGGAUGGAGAAAUUUGGUUAUGUGAAUCAUCAUGCCAAAGAUGUGGGAUGUUGAGAUUUUGAAAUUUUCCCACCGCGACAACGCUUUUGUCUUCAUCAACUAAGAUAUCAUUCGGUGGAGACGUUGGUGUUUUAUCAUGUCAAGGAUUCCAUCGCACCUGUAUAUUGGGCUUCAUGCGAAUUGUAACGAGUGUCUUUUGCAGUACACUUUAUAAUUUGACUGGAACUUACACUACUGCACGGUAUGACAUGCGGUAUCCCAUCA
Physcomitrium patens is the source of this 3870-nucleotide messenger RNA. Lineage: Eukaryota; Viridiplantae; Streptophyta; Bryopsida; Funariales; Funariaceae. The record is from RefSeq and is a predicted model, not a curated record.